AUGGCUCUCACAUCGUAUAACAUCUCGUCCAUCAACAUCGCUACCAUCACGAACCCCACGAAAUUGAACGCUUUACGGAACUUCGUCAACAGUCAGAGCCUUGACAUCGUGUGUCUGCAAGAAGUAGAGAACGACCAGCUCUCCUUGCCGGGCUACGUCAUUUUCUUCAAUAAAGACCACAUGAGAAGGGGAACAGCUAUUGCUCUGAAACAACACAUACAGGUGACUAACGUUGAGCGAAGCCUGGACAGCCGACUGAUUGCGCUGCGAGUACAAGACACGACGAUCUGCAAUGUUUACGCUCCCUCCGGUUUUUCACAACGCGCCGUUCGGGAGAAUUUUUUCCACGAAACGCUCCCCUACUACCUUCGUCAUAACACAACGAAUACAAUAUUGGCUGGCGACUUCAAUUGCGUGCUCCGAACAUGCGAUUCAAGCAGCCCGAACGUGAGUCCCGCUCUCAAAGCAGUCGUACAACAACUACAACUGCAUGACAUAUGGGAAAAACUAUGUCCACGUGAUAGUGGUUUCACGUAUGCCUGUCGUAACGCUCAGUCGCGCCUGGACCGUAUCUAUGUCAGCAGCGGUCUGCGCGAUCACUUGCGAGUAGCACAUGUUCACGUCUGCUCAUACACCGACCACAAAGCGCUCACACUCCGUCUAUGCCUCCCCCAUCUAGGACAAGAACAUGGCCGUGGAUUUUGGUCCCUUCGACCAUAUCUUAUGACUAAUGAAAACGUUGCGGAAUUCCAGUAUAAGUGGCAAUACUGGACCCGGCAGCGCAGAAAUUACGGCUCUUGGAUUGAGUGGUGGCUUUUGUUCGCAAAACCCAAAAUAAAACGUUUUUUCAAGUGGAAAAGUCGAUCCGUGUUCGAUGAAUUUCACCGUAAACAUCAGCAUCUAUACGGAGAGCUACGGCGCGCCUACGAUGGGUACUACCAGCAUCCAGAAAUGUCAACAACAAUUACCCGAUUCAAAGAUGAGAUGCUAGCGCUUCAACGGAGAUUUUCUCACACUUUCGUGAGAAUCAAUGAAACGCACGUGGCGGGAGAACCCAUAUCAAUAUUCCAGUUGGGGGAGAGGCGAAGGAAAAAAACCAUCAUAACGCAGCUGCAGACAGAGCAGGAGGCAACGAUAACAGAGUCAAGAGCGAUCGAGGACCAUAUGGUAACCUACUUUGCGACACUCUACUCAGAAGAGGCGAGAGACGACGAUGAGAACAAUUUCAUCUGUGAAAGUGUUGUUCCACCAACCGACGAAGUCUGUAUGAGCAGCAUCACGACGGCAGAAAUUUGGUCUGCGAUAACAGCGAGCGCACCACGAAAGUCUCCUGGCUGUGACGGAAUACCGAGAGUUUGA
Messenger RNA from Toxorhynchites rutilus septentrionalis, 1359 nucleotides. RefSeq lists its product as uncharacterized. Gene Ontology annotation, molecular function: DNA-(apurinic or apyrimidinic site) endonuclease activity; phosphoric diester hydrolase activity; double-stranded DNA 3'-5' DNA exonuclease activity. The transcript has a single exon. The record is from RefSeq and is a predicted model, not a curated record. NCBI's taxonomy places the organism in Eukaryota, Metazoa, Arthropoda, Insecta, Diptera, Culicidae. Gene Ontology annotation, cellular component: nucleus. Gene Ontology annotation, biological process: base-excision repair. Bases 1 to 1359 code for a protein of 452 amino acids.